GGGCCGCUUGGGCUGGGGUGGGGGUGGGGCGGGCCCGGCGGAGGCGGGGUCGCCCCCGCCCCGCCCCCGGCCGUUUCGGAAACGCGGCCCGGAUAACGCCCGCGGGAAGACGCGGCGGGCAGGCAGUUCCGCUCCGAGGGCGGAAGUGCGUGCCCAGGUUUCGGCCGCUGACCAGACAGCAACAUGGUGGCACCCAUGCUGGAGACGUCUCAUGUGUUUUGCUGCCCGAACCGGGUGCGUGGUGCCCUGAGCUGGAGCCCCGGGCCCGGAGGGCUUCUGGCCUUCGGCACGUCCUGUUCCGUGGUGCUCUAUGACCCUCAGAAAAGGGUUGUUAUCACCAACCUGAAUGGUCAUACUGCUCGAGUCAAUUGCUUACAGUGGAUUUGUAAACAGGAUGGUUCUCCUUCAACUGAAUUAGUUUCUGGAGGAUCUGAUAAUCAAGUGAUUCACUGGGAAAUAGAGAAUAAUCAGCUUUUACAAGCAGUCCACGUCUCGGGCCAUGAAGGACCUGUUUAUGCAGUGCAUGCUGUUUACCAGAGGAGGGCACCAGACGUUGCAUUGCAUACACUGAUAGUGUCCGCAGCUUCCGAUUCUACUGUUCGAGUCUGGUCUAAACAGGGUUCUGAAGUGACAUGCCUUCAGACCUUGAACUUUGGAAAUGGAUUCGCUCUGGCUCUCUGCUUGUCUUUUUUGCCUAAUAUUGAUGAUGCCUGGAGGACAGAGCUGGUGGGCAGAGACUGGGCCUGGAAACCUCCAGGCUGUUUUGCCCUCUGCAGCAGGAGCUGCAACUCCGUGGUCUCACGUGAUGUUCCACUUUCUGCCAGGGCUUCCCGGGAGGAGGAACUUGCACACAUUCUGUUCUGGUUUUUGUUACAUAGAAUUUCAUUUCUUCGCAUCUGUUUUCUCCCAGUGCCGGUAUUAGCAUGUGGUGAUGAUGACUGCAAAAUUCACUUAUUUGUUCAACAAAACAAUCAGUUUCAGAAAAUGCUUUUUCUCUCUGGACAUGAGGAUUGGAUAAGAGGCGUGGAAUGGGCAGCCUUUGGAAGAGAUCUUUUCCUAGCAAGCUGUUCACAAGAUUGCCUGAUACGGAUAUGGAGACUGUAUGUAAAAUCAACAUCUUUAGAGACUCAGGAAGAUGAUAAUAUAAAACUGAAAGAAAAUACUUUUACUGUAGAAAAUGGAAGUAUUAAAAUAACAUUUGCGGUUACUCUGGAGACUGUACUGGCUGGUCAUGAAAACUGGGUAAACGCAGUUCAUUGGCAGCCUUCAUUUUACAAAGAUGGUAUCCUACAACAGCCAAUGAGAUUGUUGUCUGCCUCAAUGGAUAAAACCAUGAUUCUCUGGGCUCCAGAUGAAGAGUCAGGAGUUUGGCUAGAACAGGUUCGAGUAGGAGAAGUAGGUGGCAAUACCCUGGGAUUUUAUGAUUGCCAGUUCAAUGAAGAUGGCUCCAUGAUCAUCGCUCAUGCUUUCCACGGAGCGUUGCACCUUUGGAAACAGAAUGCUACCAACCCAAAAGAGUGGACUCCAGAGAUUGUUAUUUCAGGACACUUUGAUGGUGUCCAAGACCUAACGUGGGAUCCAGAAGGAGAAUUUAUCAUCACUGUUGGUACUGACCAGACAACUCGACUUUUUGCUCCUUGGAAGAGAAAAGACCAGUCACAGGUGACUUGGCAUGAAAUUGCAAGGCCUCAGAUACAUGGAUAUGAUCUUAAAUGUUUGGCAAUGAUCAAUAGGUUUCAGUUUGUGUCUGGAGCAGAUGAAAAAGUUCUUCGAGUAUUUUCUGCACCUCGGAAUUUUGUGGAAAAUUUUUGUGCCAUUACGGGUCAGUCAAUGAAUCACGUGCUUUGUAAUCAAGACGGUGAUCUUCCAGAAGGAGCUACUGUCCCUGCUUUGGGAUUAUCCAAUAAAGCUGUCUUUCAGGGAGAUAUGGCUUCUCAGCAUUCUGAUGAAGAGGAGCUGUUCAACAGUGCUGGUUUCGAGUAUCACCAGGUGGCCUUCCAACCCUCCUUACUUACUGAACCUCCCACUGAGGACCAUCUGCUGCAAAACACUUUGUGGCCUGAAGUUCAAAAACUAUACGGACAUGGCUAUGAAAUAUUUUGUGUUGCUUGUAGCAAUUCAAAGACUCUGCUUGCCUCAGCUUGUAAGGCAGCCAAGAAAGAGCAUGCCGCUAUCAUUCUCUGGAACACUGCAUCUUGGAAGCAGGUGCAAAAUUUAAUCUUCCACAGUUUGACUGUCACACAGAUGGCCUUCUCUCCUGACGACAAGUUCUUACUAGCUGUUUCCAGAGAUCGGACCUGGUCACUGUGGAAGAGGCAGGACACAAUCCCGCCUGAGUUAGACCCCGUCUUCAGCCUGUUUGCCUUCACUAACAAAGUCACUGCUGUGCACAGCAGGAUUAUUUGGUCUUGUGAUUGGAGUCCUGAUGGCAAGUAUUUCUUCACUGGAAGUCGGGACAGAAAGGUGGUUGUCUGGGGUGAGUGCGAUUCCAGCGAUGACGCCGUCGAGCACAGCAUCGGGCCCUGCUCCUCAGUCCUGGACGUGGGUGGAGCUGUGACUGCCGUCAGCGUCUGCCCGGUGCUUAACUUUUCCCAACGAUAUGUGGUUGCAGUAGGACUAGAGUGUGGAAAGAUUUGCUUAUACUCCUGGAAAAAGACCGAUCAAGUUCCAGAAAUAAACGACUGGAUCCGCUGUGUAGAAACAAGUCAAAGCCAAAGUCAUACGCUUGCUAUCAAAAAAUUAUGCUGGAAGAAUUGUAAUGGAAAGACUGAACAGAAUGAAGGAGAAGGUGCUGAAUGGUUACAGUUUGCAAGCUGUGGUGAAGAUCACACUGUGAAGAUACACAGAGUCAACAGAUGUGCGCUGUAGUGGACCUAGUGACCACAAGCAUACACCCAUCAGUGUCUGCAGAGUAUUUAUCAUGUAAAUGGAUAACCUUUCUUUACCUCGUUCUUGCAUCGAGUUUCGUUUUUAAGCCUUAUGGCAGUAGUCCUUAUAUGAGUCUCAGACCCUCUGAAAUAUGAUGGAAGCUACAGACUCUUUUCUCAAAAUGUUUAUAUAUGCACAUACUCUCAGAACCUCGUCCAUGCUUUCAGGGAUUCAGACCUGCAUCUGUGUGUUUCUGAUUGAGAGCUUCUGCCCCUCCUUUCUUCAUGACCAAAUUUGCCUAAUUUUGUGUCAUUUUCAUCUUCUGUUUUCAUACGCUGCUGUUUGGGACAUUUUAUUAUUUACUGCCCUCUUCCGAGGGAGGACCUAAAAAAUAAAGAGAUAAAACCCA
Molecule: messenger RNA, 3277 nt
Organism: Bubalus bubalis (water buffalo)
Lineage: Eukaryota; Metazoa; Chordata; Mammalia; Artiodactyla; Bovidae
Gene: ELP2
Product: elongator acetyltransferase complex subunit 2
Exons: 23
Coding region: 184-2868 (894 amino acids)
Biological process (GO): tRNA wobble uridine modification
Cellular component (GO): elongator holoenzyme complex
Molecular function (GO): protein binding
Source: RefSeq, a predicted model, not a curated record